AUGGCUUCCUUCCUUGGAAUGCUGCUAAUGAUGCUUUUGUUGUUUACAGGUGCAGCAGAAAGUUCUCCUGACAAAAGGUAUCUGAAGCUCACAAAUAAUCUGACUGGAAACUUGAACCUUACGCUUGACUGCGCAGCCAAUUUAACUGCCAUCGGUCAGCAAGUGCUCCCGCCUCAUGCUGCCUUUGAAUUUGGUUUCAACCGCCACGCCACUAUCUCCUGCUCCGCUGAAUGGCCAGGUCUACGUUUAUUUUCGUGGUUCUAUCCCUAUUCACCCGAGGACCACCAGGACAACUGUACUUACUGGAAAAUAGUGCAAGAUGGCCCUUGCAUGUUUAACUCUACGACCAAGAAGGAAGAUAGCCUUCCAUGGAUGCGUGAUGAUGAUGAGUAG
Prunus armeniaca (apricot) is the source of this 393-nucleotide messenger RNA. The record is from the annotation of a GenBank genome assembly. Lineage: Eukaryota; Viridiplantae; Streptophyta; Magnoliopsida; Rosales; Rosaceae.